Molecule: messenger RNA, 505 nt
Organism: Podarcis muralis (Common wall lizard)
Lineage: Eukaryota; Metazoa; Chordata; Lepidosauria; Squamata; Lacertidae
Source: RefSeq, a predicted model, not a curated record
UAGAGGUGUCAUAGAGAACAUGAUGGCUUCCUCGUCCACGCUGCUGUCCAUGAGCAUGCCACCUACCCCGGAGCCUGGGGUGGCUCAGGUCCAGAGCACAUGUGCAGCUUGCAGCUUAGAUGUCAGUGAGAAGGUUAGCCAGCUGUUCAAGCGCUAUGAGCAGCUGCAGGACUUGAUUAACAACUUCAUGUUAAGGCAGGCAGAAGGCAAACUAGCCAAGAAACCCAAGCACCGCCAGGAUGAAGAGAUGCUUAACCAGAUCCAAAGCACCAUCCUGCAAGUUCAGGAUGACUGUGAGAAGCUGAACGCCACCGCAGGCACGCUUGUAGAAGAUCAUCGCCAGAAGCAGAAGGAGAUCAGUGUAGGUGAUCUUGACACCAGGUUAGAGGGUCAAAUGACAUGGGACAUUCCCAAUGUUGUUGCUUCACAAGGAUUUGGUGGUGCUUCCUCCAGGAAGAAGCAGCUGGCUCUCCUCCCUCUGCUUAAGCAAGUGCAAAGCAGGUGA